AAUAAAAUAAAAUAAAAAAGUCGUCGCUAAAAGUUGGGUUUCCCAUGGAACACUACUUGCCGAACUCGACAUGCCUCUUCCCCUCCGCCUCCGCCUCCGCCUCCAUCCCUUUCCUCCUCCUCCUCAUCGCACUAUUCACCGGCGCCGUGGUGGUGGCAGCCACCAGAAAGAGCAAAACCUCUCCGCCACCUCAUAACCUGCCUCCGGGGCCAUGGAAGCUCCCGAUCAUAGGAAACCUCCACCAACUGGCGGGUCCGGUGCCGACCCACCGCCGCCUCCGAGACAUGGCCAAGGACCACGGCCCCGUGAUGCGGCUCCAGCUCGGGGAGCUGCCGCACGUCAUCGUCUCCUCCGCGGCAGCGGCCAAGGACGUCUUGAAAACCCACGACGCGGCUCUCGCUUCCAGGCCGUACCUUCUGGCCGCCGACAUCCUCUUCUACGGCCGCAAGGGGAUAACCUUCACCCCUUCCGGCGAGUACUGGCGCCGGAUGCGCAAGAUCUGCACCGCCGAGCUGCUCAGCACCAGGCGCGUCCUCUCUUAUCGUUCGAUAAGAGAGGACGAGCUGUCCGGCAGCCUGGUGCAGCGCAUCUCGACUUCAGCUGGCCGAGUUGUCAACUUGGGAGAGACCCUUUUCUGGGUCUCGAACCGCGUGAUUGCCAGGUCAGCUUUCGGCGUGGUUAAGGAGAAUGCGGAAUCGUUUAUGGACGUGGUGAACAGUAUUUCUGACCAGUUGGGUGGUUUGGCCGUCUCCGAUUUGUACCCUUCCGUCAAAUUUCUCCCUGCGUUGACCGGAUUCAGAGCGGAGCUCACCCGCCUGCAUCGAGAAGCCGACGGUUUGCUGGAGGAGAUAAUCAACGAGCACAAGGAGAAAAGAAGACAACUCAACAAGGGAGAAUAUUCUUGUGAACAAGUAGAUUCAACGGAGAAUCUUGUUGACGUUCUCCUGGAUCUCCAAGAAAAUUGUACUGACGUGGAGUCUCCAUUGACCAUUGACAACAUCAAAGCAGUCGCUACAGAAUUGCUCCUGGCAGGCAGCGGAACCUCGCCGGUGACAAUAGAGUGGACCAUGUCAGAAAUUAUGAGCAAUCCAAGAGUAUUAGCAAAAGUGCAGGAAGAAGUUCGUCGCGCCUUCCGUGGGAAAGGGAAAGUCGGCGAAGAAGGGUUGGAUGAGUUGGUGUACUUGGAUGCAGUCAUCAAGGAGGCCUUGAGACUGCACCCUGAUGGUCCUUUGCUAGCUCCGAGAGAAAGUCAAGAAGAUGUGGUUGUUGGUGGGUACCUGGUCCCCGCCAGAACCAAAGUCAUGGUCAACGUUUGGGCGAUUGGGCGAGACAAAAGCUCUUGGGAUGAUGCCGAUACGUUUUACCCGGAGAGAUUCUUUGAUUGUGCGGUGGACUACAAGGGGAAGGAUUUCGAGUUCCUUCCGUUUGGGGCAGGAAGGAGAAUGUGUGCUGGAAUUUCAUUUGGAAUGGGUAUUGUUAAACUCGGACUAGCGAAUUUGCUCUAUCAUUUUGACUGGGAACUCCCAGCCGGAAUGAAGUCGAGCGAUCUAGACAUGACGGAGCGUUUUGGGCUUACCUUACGCAGAAACUGUCCGUUGUGUUUGAUCCCAAUUGCAUACAAUUCCGUAUCAUGACUUUCUUUGUAUUAGCUUACUAGGUAUGAAAUAAGUUUAUCAACUUCUUUACGCUUGGAUCAGGUGACUGAUCCUAUAGCUUGGCUUGCUUGUCCUCUCACUGCAGGGAUUUAAUUUGCGCUUGAUUUUCGUUGUUAAUUGUGUGAUACGAAUAAUUAGACUUAUUUGUUUGGCAACCUUGUGGCUUGUGGU
Messenger RNA from Linum tenue, 1826 nucleotides. NCBI's taxonomy places the organism in Eukaryota, Viridiplantae, Streptophyta, Magnoliopsida, Malpighiales, Linaceae. The record is from the annotation of a GenBank genome assembly.